Molecule: messenger RNA, 708 nt
Organism: Rangifer tarandus platyrhynchus (Svalbard reindeer)
Lineage: Eukaryota; Metazoa; Chordata; Mammalia; Artiodactyla; Cervidae
Source: the annotation of a GenBank genome assembly
AUGAGGAAGCCUGACGGGAAGAUCGUGCUUUUGGGGGACAUGAACGUGGGCAAGACGUCGCUGCUCCAGAGGUACAUGGAGCGGCGCUUCCCGGACACGGUCAGCACGGUGGGCGGCGCCUUCUACCUGAAGCAGUGGCGCUCCUACAACAUCUCCAUCUGGGACACUGCAGGGCGGGAGCAGUUCCACGGCCUGGGCUCCAUGUACUGUCGGGGGGCGGUUGCGGUCAUCCUCACCUACGACGUGAACCACGCCCAGAGCCUGCUCGAGCUGGAGGACCGGUUCCUGGGCCUGACGGACACGGCCAGUGCAGACUGCCUCUUCGCCGUCGUGGGCAACAAGGUGGACCUGAGUGAGGAGGCGCCUGGGGAGGGCGGCCAGGGAGGAGGACACGGCCCCGGGCAGGCAGGCGGCGGCGGCUGCCCGGCCCCCCGGCUGUCCAAGCAGGUGCAGCUGGAGGACGCAGUGGCCUUUUACAAGAAGAUCCUCAAGUACAAGAUGCUGGACGAGAAGGACGUGCCGGCCGCUGAGCAGAUGUGCUUCGAGACGAGCGCCAAGACCGGCAAGAACGUGGACCUGCUGUUUGAGACGGUGUUCGACAUGGUGGUGCCCGUGAUCCUGCGGCAGAGGGCCCAGGGCCCGCCGCAGACCGUGGACGUCGCCAGCGCCCCGCCGCCUGCACGGACCAGAUCCGGGUGCUGCUCCUGA